Messenger RNA from Astyanax mexicanus (Mexican tetra), 7514 nucleotides. RefSeq names its product polyketide synthase 1 (gene pks1). The transcript is spliced from 6 exons. The record is from RefSeq and is a predicted model, not a curated record. The coding region runs from base 232 to 6504 and encodes 2090 amino acids. Gene Ontology annotation, biological process: fatty acid biosynthetic process. Lineage: Eukaryota; Metazoa; Chordata; Actinopteri; Characiformes; Acestrorhamphidae. Gene Ontology annotation, molecular function: fatty acid synthase activity; 3-oxoacyl-[acyl-carrier-protein] synthase activity.
UUAGACCCUUAUCUCUGAAUUGGAGCCUGAAAAGACACUUUAUAAAGACUGUGGGGUUUAGUUUUGGAUGAUACUCUUCAGAGUUGUGGAUGUGAGAACAAGUCCUCUGGUUUGCAACAAGUGAAGGCUGGUUUUGAGGUUUUGACUUUAGUACAGCAAAUUUACUUGGAAAAGAUGGAAGUAGAUGUUACGCUUUGACCUAUCCAUCACUGGCUUAGUGAGGGGACCAACAUGGAUGAAAACACAGAUAUAGCUGUAGUCGGCAUCGGCUGUAACUUCCCAGGAGGUGAGGGCCUUGAGAACUUCUGGACAGUUCUGGUUAAUGGGAGAAAUUGUGCUGAGGAGAUUCCAGAGGAGAGAUUUGACUUAUCACAUUGGUAUGAUCCUAAUGACAAGGUUCUGGGGAAAACACAGACUACUAAAGCUGCUUUCAUAGAUGGGUUCAAUGAGUUUGAUCACAAGUUUUUCGGCAUCUCUGAGGACGAGGCUAACUUCAUGGAUCCUCAGCAGAAACUCCUUCUGCACUGCUCAUAUAGAGCACUGGAGGAUUCUGGGAUUCCCAUGGAGAAAGUCAGUGGAUCCAGAACUGGAGUUUACAUAGGGCUCAUGAACAGAGACUAUGAAACACUGCUGAAUAACAGUCCGAGCACAAUAACCCACUUUAAUGGCACAGGAACAGCUAUGAGUAUAGCUGCCAACAGGAUCUCAUAUACCUUCAACCUCACUGGGCCUUCCUUUGCCAUAGACAGUGCCUGCUCAUCCUCACUGGUUGCAUUGCAUUCUGCUUGUCAGGCAAUCAGACAAGGUGACUGUGAGAUGGCUCUCUGUGGAGGUGUAAGCUGCAUUCUUGAGCCACGGGUCUUUGUUGCUCUGAGCAAAGCAAAAAUGAUCUCACCUGGAGGCACCAGUAAACCAUUCUCCAACACAGCAGAUGGUUAUGGAAGAGGAGAAGGCUGUGGUAUACUGUUAUUAAAGCCUCUGAAAAAAGCUCUUCAUGAUGCUGAUCACAUCUGGGGAAUAAUUUGCAAAACUGCGGUGAACCAAGAUGGUCAUGCUGUUACACCAAUGACAAGGCCAUCUAUAGUCCAGCAGGAGGAGCUGCUCCACAGAAUCUACUCUGCAGAGUCCUAUCGGUCUGAAGUCCAGUACAUAGAAGCUCAUGGGACUGGCACUCCAGUGGGAGAUCCAACAGAAGCAGGUAGCAUUUCCAAUAUCAUUGCCAAAGCAAGACCUGCAGGUUUAGGGCCGCUCUGUAUCGGCUCCGUUAAGAGUAACAUUGGGCACACAGAAUCUGCAGCCGGAGUAGCAGGACUCAUUAAGGUUCUCCUGAUGAUGAAACAUGAAACUAUUGUUCCAUCAGUUUUCUACUCAGAGGAAACCUCUAGCAUUGACUGUCAAGCUCUCAAUCUUAGAAUUCCUAGCAAAUCUGAGAAAUGGCACUGUACUGGUUCUCUGGGCAGGGUGGCGGGAAUAAAUAGCUUUGGAUUUGGUGGCACUAAUGCACAUGCCAUCAUUAGGGAAAAUACACAUGCUACAGCCUUUGGUUUGAACACUCAAGGGAAUUCAAGGAAACUGUUUCCAUUGUCUGCUGCCACAAGUAAGUCUCUUGAAAUGUGCAUAGCUGACACGUAUCAAAGGAUUAGCACAGACAGCAGAACUGACAUAAGAAGUCUUUUGUAUACAUCAGCAUGCAAGAGAAGUCACGCAAAACACAAGUACAGGAAAGUAUUUGUUACAACAUCUCUUUCAGAUCUAGAGGAACAGCUUAAAUCGAAUCUGAACAACGAAAUCUCUCCGACAAAACCAGACCUCAGGGUAGUUUUUGUGUUUUGCGGAAAUGGCGUCACUUACAGAGGCAUGUGCAAGCAGCUGCUGAGAGAAGAGCCUAUUUUUCAAGAAAAAGUCAUGGAGAUUGAAAACUACUUUCAGAAUUACAGAGGAAUGAGCAUAUCACAAAAGAUCAACAGCUUUGACAAUGAUGAUUUCUCAAAACCAGAAAUUGUACAGCCUCUUCUCUUCGCUACCCAGGUUGCCAUUGCUAGUCUGCUAAAGCACUGGGGUAUUAGGCCCUCUGCUGUUCUUGGGCAUUCGAUGGGAGAGGUUGCUGCUGCCCAUUGCGCUGGUCUGUUGUCUCUUGAGGAUGCAGUGAAGGUCAUCUACUAUCGGAGUGUCCUACAAAACAAAGUCACUGGAGGAAAAAUGCUGGUGGUUGGCAAUAUAGCAGUGCCAGACAUUCUGAAACUUCUUCCAGCUUACACAGGCAAGGUGUGCCUAGCAGCUGUGAACAGUCCAGUGUCAUGUGUGCUAUCUGGUGAGACAGAUGCAGUUGAAAGUGUGUACCAAUUGUUGAGGACCUCACUUAAGGGCAAGAAUCUAUUCUUGCAUAUUUUGGAGGUCCCUGCUGCCUACCAUAGCCAUAUGAUGGAUCCAAUACUGAGUCAAAUUAAAGACCGCAUAGGGUCUUUAGAUCAACAUGAAAUGGAGUGUGAGUUGUUCUCCACAGUAACUGGAAAGGCUUGCUGUCCUGGAGACUUUGUAACUGCCGAUUACUGGGCAAGAAAUAUCCGAAACCCAGUUGCAUUUGAGAGUGCUGUGAAAGCUGUGGCAGACAAUAAAAAGAAUGUAGUCUUUGUUGAGAUUGGUCCAAGAAGGGCUCUGCAGAGGAACAUUGUGGAAACUCUGGGAAAUGACACACUGGUGCUUUCCUCAGUCCAACCAGACAAAGAUCUUGAUACACUGCUUGCUGCUGUGUCUAGACUCUUUGAGCUGGGAGUCUGUGUAGACUGGGAUCAGUUCUACAGUGGCUUUAAAUCACCACCAACUUCUUACCCUAAGUAUCAGUUUGACUGCCUGAGGAAAGAGGUAUAUUUUGAGGAAGUAAGACAAGGUAAUGAGGUAAUGGCUCGCUGUUCUCAUCCACUAAUAUGUCCCAUUAGUAAGCGUAACAACAGAAUUAUCAAAUGCAAUCUGUCAGUGGAAACCACUCCCUAUGUUUGGGAGCAUAAAAACAAUGGCACAGUCAUCGCCCCAGGUGCCUUGUAUGUUGAAAUGGCUUUUGCUUCACUACUUGAAACUGUUGUCCCAAAGAUGCCUCUUUCCUCACUUCAGCUUACUAUCAACUUCCAGAACUUGCUUGUUCUUAGUAAGAGUUCGCAUCUUCUGAACGUGCAACUUGAGUCAUUUGAGGAUAAGGCUCAAUUUCGGAUACAGUCCUCUGUAUCUACAGUGCAUGCAUCAGGAGCCAUCACGUACACAAGAGGACCAGCAGUCUUUGAGCACCAAUCCAUUGUCUUGGACAUGGUUUUGAAACGAUGUUCAUCAAUUAUUGAUGGACAACAGGUCUAUGCCACUCUCAAGCAGGCAGGAUUUGAGUAUGGAUCCACCUUUCGACAGCUGAAUGAAAUCCACUAUGGGGAGGAAUUCAAGGAAGCAGUGGCCCCUGUCAAAAUCCCAGUUGAAUUGCUUGGUCAGCUAUAUGAGCACUGCCUGCAUCCAGUUGUAUUGGACUAUUUUCUGCAGGUGACCUCUGUUUUAGGCUUCAGUAACAGCACUGUUCGUCGUGGAUUUCCCUCUGCAAUUGGCAGCAUGGUAAUAUCUGCCCCUCUUCGUGAGGAAGUGAUCAUCUAUAUGAGGCUUACUCAAGAGACGCCAGAAUAUUUUGAGGUGUGUGGUUGUUUCACAGAUACAACUGGACAGAUCUUGGUUGAACUUAAGCACGUCAGAAUGACACUUUUAGAAGAUAGUAUGAAUAUGACUGAUUCAUAUUUCUUUCAUAAUGAGAGACUUGCUGUCCAAGCCAGUUCCAACAUUUGUAGCAAGCCAAAAGCUGUAGUCUUUGAGGACACAUUAGGUAUUGCAAGUGCUUUGAAGCCAUACCUACACCCUUCGUCAGUAUUUUUCUCUCCUGCUGAUGCAAACUGGUCAACUUCUCCAGCAGAGCUAGAGCAAGUUGCGCAAAAUGGAGCAGAGACAAUUUUGUUUGUCUGCAGCUUUCAAAAUCUCAGCCAUCUAAAACCUCAGUCAGUUCUCGAGCACUUGGUGGAUAUCUGUGAGCUUUAUCGUCAAGUUGUUUUGGUCAUGAGAAAAUGCAAGCAUUUGCUCACUAUUCACGUUGUAACGUACCGAUCAUCUGAAAACACUGUUGAUCACAUUAGUCCUGGAUUUGUGCUAUCUGGUCUGACCAGGGCCUGUGCUGCUGAGUUGUCGGAAAUCUCCUUUCAACUCAUUGACCUUGGCACAGUGUCAACUGAGGACAUAGAGGCAUUAGUUUACGUGAUCUGCUCCUAUAAAAGCAAUGAGUACCCAGAAGUUAUGAUAAGGAAAGGCCAGGUUUACUCAACAGUGAUAACACGUACACCAAUUAACACAACAGCACAAUGCAAGGGCUCUUUACUGUCAGACUGCUUCACCUUACAGACAGUCAGUCCUUAUGCAAUGUCUUGUUUGUCAGCCAUACCCAAUGAGCAUGAACCCAGUGUAGUAAAUCUCACUGAUGGAAAAUCUGUGGAGGUCCAGCUCUGUAAAAUCUGUGUGCACUCCUCAGACUACUUUCCAGUUAGCAUAUCUGACCUAAAAUUUGGUCGGACAAUAUACUGGCAUGAGCUGACUUUUCAGAACCACCAACUUUUAGCUCUUGACUUCAGUGGUGUUGUCACAGCUGUGGGGAAAGAUGUUAGAAACCUGAGAGUGGGGGACCAUGUUGCUUCCUGUUACCCUACAGUAGCAACUUCGAGCGUAGUCCUACCAGAGAAUGCUUGCUACAAAACAAAGAAACUCCCUUUUCUGAAAGAUGUUCCCUGUGUUUCUUACGUUAUACUUGCUUGGGAGAUCUUGAACAGUGCUCUACCAAUUGCCAAGCCAAAGAAGAUAUUGGCCAUUUGCUCCACAGUUCCAGAAUCAGCACUGAUGAAGGUGUUGGCUUUCACGGCAAACAAGUCUGGAUGGAAUGUUGUGAUAGAGCCUGACUUGGCUGGACUCAUCCGAAAUAUGGACCAGUGUCCAGUUUGUGUCCUGAUUCCUCCUUUUGAUCAAUCAUGGUUGGCAGAGUUAGGCAGUGUUGCCAGUACAAAUCAUAUUUAUGUUGUUUCUGACAACAAGGACUUGAUAUCUUGCCCAUCAAGCAUUCUUCAGAAUGAUAAUGAGAGUGUGUGCUUCCACUAUCCUAAGUUGGGUAACAUUUUCCAGAAGUCUCAUCUCAGGAGACAGAAUGCUUGCAUAUAUAGAUGGCUAAAAAUGAUGACCUUGGAUAAGUCAAUCCUAUCCUUACCCAGCAACAUUUUUCAGAUCACCCAAGCUGAAGCCACGAGUCACCACACUCAGAAUGCUGGGUCUUAUUUCAGCAAUAAAACUGUGCCCUUGAUUGUUUUGAGUAACAAUGGGUCCAAUGCUGGCAUUUCUCAUAUUGACUUACUACCAAAAACAAAGCAUCUCUUCACACAAAAAGCUGUGUACAUAGUUUCAGGUGGUUUGUCAGGUUUAGGAUUUGAAACAGUCAAGUUCAUUGCACACUCGGGUGGUUGUUGCAUCGCUACACUCUCGAGGAAUGCUGCAAAUGAGGAAACAAAGCUGCAGAUCAGCAGGCUUACUAAAAGAUAUGGAGUAAAAAUCCUCACUCUUCAGUGUGACGUGUCUGUGUCAGAACAGGUAUUGGAAGCAAUCACUAUAAUUGGACACAAGUUCCCUUCUUGUCCAAUAAAAGGAGUCUUCCACAGUGCCGCCGUACUCCAUGAUGGGUUACUUGAAACCCUUGAUAAGUCAAUCUUCGAAAAAGUCUUGCGCCCUAAAGUGAAUGGUGCAUUGAAUCUUCACUACGCCACGGUGAACAGCAAAGUCGAUUACUUUGUGUGCUACUCAUCCAUCUCCUCUUUCAUUGGCAAUGCUUCUCAGGCUAAUUACGCAGCUGCCAACUCAUUUCUAGACACUCUGUGUCACUACCGACGUAAUAUCGGACUUGCUGGACAGUCCAUCAACUGGGGGCCUCUCAAACUGGGUCUUCUGCUAAACAAAGGGGACUUUCAAACUUUCCUAGAGUCCAAAGGGUUAAUGAUCAUGGAAGUUCCAGAAAUUCAUGAAGCUCUGAAGCACUGUUUGUUGGAGAACAGGCCUCAGCAGGUUGUGUGCAAAUUCAACUUCAGAAACUUGAGGAACAAUGUUCUUUCUCAAAAUGCUUCUCUAAAAGGGCGACUAACCGCUUUAGUGGAGAAAGAGCUUGAAAGCAAACUAGUAAAUGAGCCCAGGAAGAAUCUGCAGUCUUCAUUUGAUGAAUAUAUAAGAUGCAUGCUUAGUAACAUUUGCAAUGUUGAUGCAGAUGAACUUGAAGAUGAGACAGUCCUUGCUACAGUGGGAAUUGAUUCAAUGAUGGCCAUGACAAUGCAGAAUCGGAUGUUUCAGGAGACUGGAGUAAACAUUCCUCUUGUUGCUUUACUUGACCCUAACAACACUGUGUCAUCACUGAUUAGCCUUUUCACAGAAAGCAAUAAUGGAUGUAAUGAUGUAUAUCUUUAAAAGGUAUAUACAAUGUAUAUAACAUUGGAGAAAGAAUAACGCCACAGCAAGUAAUUAGCUUUAUAGUCUUCCCUGCCUCUCCCUUGAUUUCCUCUCCUGUGCACAAACACUAAUACCACCUGUUGCAGAUUGGGCUAGAAUGGUGCUGUUUCUCUGUCUGAGCAAAUUUCUUUGUUUCCAAGUUGACAAAGCCAGGGCUGAGUAUGAACAGACUUUUUUUUGUGCGCAAACAGAUCAGAGCCAGCAAACAGUGGGGAAACAUUUACUGAAUUUUGUUAUUUUGUUGAUUUUGUGAUACUGAUAUUCAGAUUAGUUUGAUAUCCGUGAUAUUUAUAUGAUUAAAGCCACAGUUAUUGUUUUUGUAAUCCAACAUAUAUGUCUAAUUAUUACUAUUUCUAAUUAAAUCAUAUGCUUAAAUGCUUGGAUGUUUUUUAUAUAGUUAACAACUUUUAUUUAGUUAAUCAUAUUGAUGAAAUCAUAAAGAAUGAAGUAUAUGUUUAGGGUUUUUAUUUGUUGGCAAUAGCUGUGUCUUAUGUGUUAAAACGCUCUGUUGUUUGUUUAAUGUUAAGAAUUUUGCCAAACCCUGCUGUAUAAGAAACUAGUACAGUUCUGUCUGUAUGUGGCAACACAGAGGGGUCAAAGUGCAGUUUCCUGUUAUACACGUCUUGAAUGGCUGUACCAAACUCACAAAUCCCCCUGAGGUGCUUAUGCAAAUAUGAAGCAUGUGCAGCGGAAGGCAGAUUUUAACCACAGUGCAACCAAAUGCAAAAAGGAACGCAAGAGGUGAAAAUCUGCUAAUCCUUACUCAGACUGUUUUUUUGAAGAAAGACCAUGAGUCUUGCUUCAAUCAGGAAUGUACCAAGAAUGUGAUUUGCUAGACUGAAAUGUGGUAAAAACACAAUGUGAUGUUUGGGAGGAGCUGAUAUUACGUACCUUUUAAGUACCUUUUUAUACACAUCUGAUUUUUACUGUGAUGUAAUGUAUGCUUAUUCAAUGGUCAAUAAACCGCA